AAGCACCUACGGUCAACCCAGCUGCCCAAAUAGAGAUGGGUCAUCGAGGUGGAGGGCGAAGGCAACAAGCACGAGCGAUAAUCAACAGAAACCCUAGGAUGCAAUCACAACCACCGGUAUCGAACCGAAUGCGUAUCCGAAGCUUUCCGGCCGCAAUGGACGAAAAGUAUGUGGAACAAGUGUGGGAAAUGCUGAAAAAGGCCAUACAAGAAAUACAACACAAAAACAACUCCGGUCUCAGCUUCGAGGAGCUUUACAGAAACGCCUACACAAUGGUGUUGCACAAGUUUGGGCAAAAAUUAUACAUGGGACUGAAGCAAGUCGUCGAGGAACAUCUCACCAAUCAUGUUCGCCCUAAGAUAGUCGAAGCUUUUGACUCCGGGAACUUUCUUGAAGUUAUCAAUGAGGCAUGGAGUGACCACACAACAGCUAUGAUGAUGAUCCGCGAUAUCUUGAUGUAUAUGGAUCGUGUCUACGUUGAACUAAAGAAAGUGGAGCCGGUUUAUCACCUGGGCUUAGAAAUUUUCCGAGAUCAGAUUCUUUAUCAAGAUUUCAUACACCUUCAUCUAAGGACAACACUCUUGUCACUCAUACAACAGGAGCGCCAUGGAGCUGUUGUGAACUGGAUAGGAAUCAAAAAUGCUUGUCAGAUGCUGAUUUCGCUUGGUAUUCAUUCGCACAAGAUUUAUACUAACGAGUUCGAGGCGCCCUUUCUUGUUUCCACUGCGGAUUAUUACCAUACCCUAAGCAUGUCCUAUCUGGUUGUAAAUACUGCCAGCUUGUAUGUCAAGAGGGUUGAGCACUGGAUACGCGAGGAAUCCGAGAGAGCCAAGAGGUAUUUGGAUCCUCAGACUGAGAGUAAACUUCUCGACGUGUUAGAACAUGUACUUAUCAAUGAACACAUGCAUACGAUCGUGAACAUGGAACAUAGCGGUGUACAUGUUAUGCUCGAUAAUGAUAGAUAUGAUGAUCUCGCUUCUCUCUACACACUACUGCAACGAGCUGAAGGUGGACUCGAGAUUAUGGGCGACGCUAUCAGCAGAUACCUCCGAAAAACUGGCGCUUCCACUGUGAAAGAAGAUCGCCAGCGCACCCCUAUUGGCUUUAUAGAGGAUUUGCUGGAUCUCAAGGAGAGAUUUGACGAAUUUCUCUUGAUGUCUUUCCAACGCGAUAAAGCGUUCAAGAAUAUUAUUCAAGCUGAAUUUGAAACUUUCAUCAAUCUCAACAAGAAUAGUCCGGAAUAUCUAUCACUUUAUAUGGACGAGAAUUUACGAAAGGGAGUGAAAACGGAGAAUGAAGAGAACGCCGAAAAACUUUUGGACAGAGCAAUGGUUUUGUUCCGUUUUCUCCAGGAGAAGGAUGUUUUUGAAAAGUAUUACAAGCAGCAUAUGGCAAGACGACUGCUGCUUGAUAGAAGUCUCUCGGAUGACAUGGAAAGGAUGAUGAUCAGCAAGCUCAAGACGGAAUGCGGCUAUCAAUUCACUCUAAGGCUGGAGAACAUGUACCGCGAUAAGGAGCUAUGGUCGACUCACGCUACUGCUUUCAGAAAAUUCAGUGAUUCUUUACCCGAUGAAAAAGUGAUUGAUAUCUCAGUACGCGUACUGACAGCUGGUGUUUGGCCUACUCAAAGUGCCCCUGUGUGUAUCUUACCUCCAGUUUGUGAGCACGCAUUCAAUACGUUCACCAACUUUUACGUAACUAAACAUAAUGGUCGCAAGCUUACCUUGAACACAAUGCUGGGCACAGCAGAUGUGAAAGCUGUUUUCUAUGGAAGCAAUGCAGGAAAGCCUGGGCCUUCUGAUGCGCCCGAACCUGAGAAAGAAGAAACUAAGAUCCUUAUGGUCAAUACUCAUCAAAUGGUCAUUCUUAUGUGUUUCAACAAUCAACCACGGCUCACCUAUCAAGAUCUUCGUGAACAAACACGUAUCGCGGAAAAGGAACUGAAACGUAAUCUACAGUCGCUGGCAAUGGGUAAACUUACUCAGCGCAUUUUGUGCAGAAAGGGUAAAGGAAUAGACUUAGAUGCCUUGGACGAAUUCUCAGUUAACGACGGCUUCCAAUCAAAGCUUACACGCAUCAAAGUCCAACUCGUGACAGUCAAAGCAGAGACUGAGCCCGAGAAAAAGCAGACGAGGACAGAGGUGGAAGACGACAGAAAACACGAAGUUGAAGCAGCUAUUGUCAGGGUUAUGAAGUCAAGGAAAUCGCUCACCCACAACAACCUCGUUACGGAGGUAACGCAACAACUCAAGCAACGCUUCACACCAACUCCUCAGUUGAUUAAAAAGAGAGUAGAGGCCUUGAUUGAAAGAGAUUAUCUGGCGCGGGAUGCCCAGGAUCUCAAGCUUUACAAUUACAUUGCAUGAUCCUUUUAACGUGAUUCUUGUUGUGACCAACCCACAAACUAAACAUGAAUCUAUUACUGUGCUAGAAUAAUAAUUAUGCCUUUCUUGUCUCUUUUCAGUUUUGCGGUCUUCCUCGGAUAAUUGUUUUGCUUCUACUAUUGUCUAUUAUCUCUGCGUCUAUAUGGGUCUUUGUCUGUGUUCUGAAGACAGAACACUGUUAAAGUUCGUAUCUCAUCUUGUAACAUAUCUUCUCUGAAAAAUUGUUUUCCUGUUGUCCACGAGUGAUAGAAGUGCCCGGUGUAUUGCUAUGCGCAAUUAUUAUCUCAGCAAAGUUUCGAACACAUCUCGGAUUUGAUCAGUUGUGCUCUUGCAUAGCUUUUUGCAGAACUUCGUGUGUGUGUCUAGAUGGGGUGCUUACAGGGUUUUCCAGCCCAUUUGGUUGUGGUCUACUUUUUUUUCAAAAUUUCCGAACAAGGCAUGAUCAUUGGACUUCCGGGUCGAUUGUACAUUUGUUUUUGCUCAUUUCUUCCUGUCAAAGUAAACCUUUGUUCUUUG
Messenger RNA from Cylicocyclus nassatus, 2900 nucleotides. The record is from the annotation of a GenBank genome assembly. NCBI's taxonomy places the organism in Eukaryota, Metazoa, Nematoda, Chromadorea, Rhabditida, Strongylidae.